UGAAAUCUGUGUCGCAAUAUUUUUGUUGGACUUCGUACUGUCGUCGAAGUCAAUUUUAUUAUUUAUUAAUUUAUUAAUUUUAAGAUAUUUUUAAGUAAUAUUAAAGAUGUCUCGCGUCUUAGUUGGUGUCAAAAGAGUUAUUGACUAUGCAGUUAAGAUUCGUGUGAAACCAGACAAAACUGGAGUAGUAACAGAUGGGGUGAAGCACUCCAUGAAUCCAUUUGAUGAAAUAGCUGUGGAGGAGGCUGUAAGAAUGAAGGAGAAGAAGCUAGCGAGUGAAGUCAUUGCUGUUUCUUGUGGCCCUGCACAAGCUCAAGAAACCCUGCGAACUGCCCUUGCCAUGGGAGCAGACAGGGCUAUUCAUGUGGAAGUGGCUGGUGCUGAGUAUGAGACCAUGCAGCCUCUACAUGUCGCCAAAAUAUUAGCCAAGCUCUCCCAAGAUGAGAAGGCAGACAUCGUUAUUGUUGGAAAACAGGCCAUUGAUGAUGACUCCAACCAAACUGCACAAAUGAUAGCUGCACUCUUGGACUGGCCUCAAGGCACUUUUGCCUCUAAGGUAGAAAAAUCAGAUGCUGGUUUAACUAUAACCCGCGAGAUUGACGGUGGUUUAGAGGUGAUUAAAACGAAACUACCUGCUGUGAUCAGCGCAGAUCUUAGGCUAAAUGAACCUAGAUACGCUACUCUACCAAAUAUUAUGAAAGCAAAGAAGAAGCCAAUGAAGAAAGUCAGCGCAAAGGACCUUGGUGUCGACCUGUCCCCUAGGAUAAAAGUAGUCAGCGUUGUAGAUCCACCAGUGAGGCAAGCCGGCUCUGUCGUCCCAGAUGUAGACACACUGGUCGCUAAACUGAAGGAAGGGGGCCAUGUUUAAAAAAACUCACAUCAUAGUUUACCACUUUAAUCUUUGUAUAGUUUAUGUAUCGUUGUUUUUGAUACACGGAUUUUAAGAAUCAUUGUAGAUUUAUCGUAUGUCUGUUAAAUACAUUUUAUCGUCUUUAUAA
Messenger RNA from Pararge aegeria (speckled wood butterfly), 998 nucleotides. RefSeq names its product electron transfer flavoprotein subunit beta (gene Etfb). Gene Ontology annotation, cellular component: cytosol. Lineage: Eukaryota; Metazoa; Arthropoda; Insecta; Lepidoptera; Nymphalidae. The record is from RefSeq and is a predicted model, not a curated record. The transcript has 6 exons. Bases 107 to 868 code for a protein of 253 amino acids. Gene Ontology annotation, molecular function: electron transfer activity.